AUGGCAUCCUCUUCAGAGCCCCAAGCAUGGCCAAUGGCAGAUGCUGCGUUGACACAGGAGCUCUUGGACUUGCUACAGCAAUCUAUGCACUACAACCAAGUCAAAAAAGGUUCCAAUGAAGUUACAAAGUCUGUGACCCGAGGCAAUUCCGAGAUUGUCAUUCUUGCUGCCGACACCGACCCACUUGCAAUACUGACGCAUCUUCCACUGCUGUGCGAAAGAAUGAAUGUCCCGUACGUCUUCGUACCUAGCAAGCAGGCGAUGGGCCGGGCGUGCGCGGUGAGCAGGCCGAUUAUCGCCGCGACUAUCACCUCAAACUAUGCCAGUGAACUCGCCCAACACAUUGAGCAGACUAAAAGCAAGGUGGAGAGGCUUGCAAUCUAA
Molecule: messenger RNA, 384 nt
Organism: Penicillium coprophilum
Lineage: Eukaryota; Fungi; Ascomycota; Eurotiomycetes; Eurotiales; Aspergillaceae
Exons: 3
Coding region: 1-384 (127 amino acids)
Biological process (GO): mRNA splicing, via spliceosome; maturation of SSU-rRNA
Cellular component (GO): box C/D methylation guide snoRNP complex; U4/U6 x U5 tri-snRNP complex; nucleolus
Molecular function (GO): RNA binding
Source: RefSeq, a predicted model, not a curated record